Molecule: messenger RNA, 615 nt
Organism: Entamoeba invadens IP1
Lineage: Eukaryota; Evosea; Mastigamoebida; Endamoebidae
Exons: 1
Coding region: 1-615 (204 amino acids)
Biological process (GO): Ras protein signal transduction
Cellular component (GO): plasma membrane
Molecular function (GO): GTPase activity; GTP binding; GDP binding
Source: RefSeq, a predicted model, not a curated record
AUGUCUCAAUCGGUCAAAAUAGUCAUGUUAGGUGGUGGUGCAGUUGGAAAGUCAGCACUGACUGUUCAAGAGGUCUCUGGACACUUCUUGAGCAUCUACGACCCAACAAUUGAAGACUCAUACAGAACAUCGAUAUCAAUUGAUGGCAACAUUUAUACUCUUGAGAUUCUUGACACUGCAGGGCAAGAAGAGUACAUGGCACUUCGGGAUUCGUAUAUAAGAGGAGGUGAUGGGUAUGUGCUUGUCUAUUCAAUCACAUCACAAUCAUCGUUUUUGGAGGCGAAUGCGGUCAGAGAGCAGAUAUAUCGAAUUCUUGAUAUGGAAUACACACAACACAUUCCUAUUAUAUUGGUGGGCAAUAAAUGCGAUUUGGAGAGUGAAAGGAGAAUUCAAAGCAAGGAAGCACAAAACAUAGCAAAUGAGUGGAAGAUAUCGUUCAUCGAGUGCUCUGCCAAAAACAAAAUCAACGUUACUGAGUUAUUCCAAAUGAUAUGCAAAGAUGUUGUUGCAACACGAGAAAGCAAAAGGAUCGAAGAUGAAAAGAGUAUGGUUGGUGAGGUGUGUCAAAAAGGAAAGAAAACAAAACAUAUGAAAAACAAAUGCAACAUCUUUUAG